AUGGAUUUAAAAUGUGAAACAGAAAAUGAAAUAGAGGAGGACAAACAAAAAAGUGAAAACCCAAUACAUUCUUAUAUUAUAGAAAAAGAAAACAUAACCAAUAAUACACAAUCUGAAUGCAGUGAUAAUAAAAUUCAGGAUAUAAUUGAUGAGAAUAAAAAUAGUAAAAUAAAUUCGAGUGAGCAAGAGUUGGAAAAUGAAAAUUCUGGCAAGUUGGAAAAUGAAAAUUCUGGCAAGUUGGAAAAUGAAAAUUCUGACGAGUUGGGAAAUUAUAAAGAACCCUCUAAUAUUGAUAACAAUUUAGAUUCAAAAAAUAAACACAAUAUUGUAAAACAUUCUGAUAAUACUCAAAUAAAUUCCAUACAACAGCCAAAUGAGAUAUUAGAUAAUAUUCAAGAGGAUUGUUCCUCAAACGAACGAGUUCAAAUAAACCAUAACAAUGAAGAGGUGACUAGUUUCGAAAUUGAAAAGGGAGACAAUUUUGAGGAUGACAAUUUUUUUAGCAACUUUUCAGAUUUUCAAAAAGCCGAAGAAAAAAAUGUACAGGAAAAAAAAACACUAAUAGAUAUAUACAAUGAAAUGAAAAAUUACGAAGAAGACUUUUUAAGCACUUUUGAAAAAUCGUAUAAAAAAAAUAUAGAAAAUAUAUCUUUUAUGGAAAACGAAAACGAAAACGAAAAUGAAACAGAAUCAGAUAUCGAUCUUACAUCUAUAGAUUCUAUUUCCGCAUUUUUAAAUGAUGAAAAUGUUCAUAAUUUUAAUCCUAUACCCCUUGACCAUUAUAUUAGUCAAAACAUAAAUUAUUUUGUUCAAGAGCAAAUAAGAUUAAAUAAAAAAAUUAAAUUAAACAAAAGCCAUUUUAAUAAUAAAAAUUAUUACAACACCUUUCCUUCAAACCCUAAGCAAAAAAUAUUUAAGGAAUAUAAAAAAACAAUAUGGAAAUAA
Molecule: messenger RNA, 945 nt
Organism: Plasmodium yoelii
Lineage: Eukaryota; Apicomplexa; Aconoidasida; Haemosporida; Plasmodiidae
Product: conserved Plasmodium protein, unknown function
Exons: 2
Coding region: 1-945 (314 amino acids)
Source: RefSeq, a predicted model, not a curated record